GGAGGGAGGGCUUUUUAACAUUUAAGCGGUUCUUGAAUGCCAAAUUUAUGUUAAUUCUUGCUCACACUCAUUUGACCUAUCAGUGAACUGGAAAGUCCAGUCGGCAAAUCCAUUCUAAAACUAGUUCGAUAGAAACAAUACUGUUGUUUAUUUUGUUCGUCUGAUAAGUUGAUAAGGCUGGUGUUUCUGCCUUUAAAUACUAACUGCGAUCAUAUUUUUGGGCAAAACUAAACCGGCAUCUACUUUUAACUAAUCGGAAAGUAUUCGAAACGUUAGUGUCGAAAUAGCUGCUGAGCAAUUCUCUUGUAUCAAGUGUUAAUUAAAGUCUGUCAAGAAUUUGCUUGUUUUGUAGAUUCUUCAAGAUGGAUAUCAAAGAGACCAUUAUUGAAACUCAGCAAGGAGGUGUUAAAAUAGUUCAGUACAACAAGCCCAGUAAGAAAAAUGCCAUAGACCAGGUGAUGUACAAGCGAGUAAUAAGAAUACUGAAUGAAGCUGCAGUAGAUGAAAACAUUUCUGUGAUGGUGCUGACUGGCACUGGAGACUUUUACAGCAGUGGCAAUGAUUUCUCUGCUCCACCGGAUUCCAAUACUGGCAACCACUUGAAUGUUCUCAAGGAAUAUAUCAAUGCAUUUAUAAUGUUUCCCAAGAUACUAAUAGCGGUUGUGAAUGGACCUGCUAUUGGUAUUGCAGCCACAACGUUAGCACUUUGUGACAUGGUGUUCGCUUCAGAUAAAUCAUAUUUCUUAACUCCAUUUACGAAGUUGGGCAUUGUUGCUGAAGGGUGUUCAACAUUCACAUUUCCACGACUACUUGGUGAAAGGAAGGCAAUUGAGAUGUUGCUAUGUAACUACAGACUAUCUGCAAAAGAAGCCCUUGAAUAUGGUUUUGUAAAUUACAUUUACAAGCCUGAGGAAGUUCAAAGUAAAGUUUGGGACAAAAUAGUUGAGGUGUCAAAACUCCCCAAGCACUGUAUUACAAUCACUAAGAAGUUAGUAAGGGAUGCUGUGAGAGAAGAACUGUUGAGAGCCAAUGACAAAGAAAUAGAGGAACUCAAUGCCAUCUGGAUAAAAGGACAGAGAAGUAAAAUAUAAGCAAAACUUGUUUAAUAUUUAUGUGUAAAAAAUGCAUUUAAAUAUUUUUAUAAGUAUGUAUGUA
Messenger RNA from Helicoverpa armigera (cotton bollworm), 1155 nucleotides. It is a transcript of the gene Dci, whose product is annotated as enoyl-CoA delta isomerase 2. Lineage: Eukaryota; Metazoa; Arthropoda; Insecta; Lepidoptera; Noctuidae. The record is from RefSeq and is a predicted model, not a curated record. The transcript has 4 exons. The coding region runs from base 363 to 1091 and encodes 242 amino acids.